Messenger RNA from Choloepus didactylus (southern two-toed sloth), 924 nucleotides. RefSeq names its product serglycin-like. NCBI's taxonomy places the organism in Eukaryota, Metazoa, Chordata, Mammalia, Pilosa, Megalonychidae. The transcript has a single exon. Gene Ontology annotation, biological process: negative regulation of bone mineralization; secretory granule organization. The record is from RefSeq and is a predicted model, not a curated record. Bases 242 to 619 code for a protein of 125 amino acids. Gene Ontology annotation, cellular component: secretory granule.
UAAGGACAGGACCCAGAGAGAGGAAAUUGUGAUGUGUGUUCUGGGCAGAGUUUGAGGUUUCAGAACAUUUUCUAAAAGGGACAGUGAGCACCCUGCUGCAUUUCCUAAUCGUGAGGUUGGUGUGCAGCGGCUGGGGGCCAAGCGUGCUGGGCUGGUCACAACGCCGAGCUUCCUCCAAUGUGGUAGGCUUGCCCUGGCUCUCUCCAUCCUGAUUUGGGAAUGUUCAGUUCAAGGUUAUCCCAUGCGGAGAGCCAGGUACCAGUGGGUGCGCUGCAGCCCAGACAGUGAUUCUGCAAACUGCAUUGAGGAGAAGGGACCAGUGUUCGACCUGCCUUCUGGUGAAUCUAACAGGCUCCUUCCUCCGAGGACUGACUCUUUACCAAUGGCAAGGUUCCCGAAUGUGCAGGAUGUGUUUCCUCUUUCUGAGGCCUAUUCUGGAUUGGACGCUGGCUCUGGAUCAGGCUCUGGAGGUGGCUUCCUGACUGAGAUGGAACAAGAAUACGAACCAGUAGAUGAGGAUGAUGCUCUCCAAUACAAUGUUCAACCUUUCAAGAGGAAUCUGUCCUUAGACUACCAGGACUUGGAUCAAGAUGGAUCAGAAGAUGAUUUUGUUAUAUAAAAGUCUCCCUAGGGCUGCAGGAAACAGUUUGCUGAAGGGCACUAUCUGCUGGGCAGGCCAGGAAAGCACAGCUUCAGGAACCCAUCAAAAUGACUUUUGGUGUCUUUCCAGACUCUCUCCCCAGGGAUCUUUGGAGCUGGUCUGCACCCCCUUCGUGGGUUUCUGGCCUUGUUUUGGAUGGGAAAUACCAACUUGGGAAAGUCCUCUAUGGGAUGACCCUCCUCCCAGAAUUUUCCCUUCAGGCAAAGCACCUAGAGGCAACAAAAGGAGUGUAAACAAAACAAAACAAAACAAAAAACACAACA